This is a messenger RNA of Aspergillus thermomutatus, 270 nucleotides long. RefSeq lists its product as uncharacterized. The record is from RefSeq and is a predicted model, not a curated record. Bases 1 to 270 code for a protein of 89 amino acids. Lineage: Eukaryota; Fungi; Ascomycota; Eurotiomycetes; Eurotiales; Aspergillaceae. The transcript is spliced from 5 exons.
AUGUUCCCUACUCGUGUUCUGAGGAUGCAGGCCUCUCGGCCUUUUGCUUUCCCUAUGCCCAAGCAGAACCACACCGGUAUGACAGGCCUCACGACUCACACCAUCUCUCAGCGUCUGCGGACCCUGAAGAGAGUCCCUCCAGAAUUGAUUCCCCUCGGUAUUGUCCUUAGUGUUGCCGUUGGAGCUGCUAUCUACUCUAGCACCCGCAAGCUCCUGACUGACAAGACUUUGCGUCUCUACCGCAAUAAGCCCGAGGACCGCGAACACUAA